Messenger RNA from Fopius arisanus, 2308 nucleotides. It is a transcript of the gene Orct, whose product is annotated as organic cation transporter protein. Gene Ontology annotation, cellular component: membrane. Gene Ontology annotation, molecular function: transmembrane transporter activity. Lineage: Eukaryota; Metazoa; Arthropoda; Insecta; Hymenoptera; Braconidae. The record is from RefSeq and is a predicted model, not a curated record. Bases 371 to 2098 code for a protein of 575 amino acids. The transcript is spliced from 10 exons. Gene Ontology annotation, biological process: transmembrane transport.
AUUUUCCCCUCAAAUCAACCUCCAAAAAUCAAAAUUUCCAAUUAUCUCGCUGGACUAUUUUAUUAAUUUCACUCCCAUCACACGCCGAUUAGUCUAUCGAUUAAACUUUCACCUUUUUUUUCUCCCCGUGAUUAUUGAUUUUUUUGAUAGUUCACUUGAAUCGACUAGACUUGAUUCUUCUCUCUCCCUCUUUUUCAUUCAAUUCCUGUCGAAAGUUAUUUCCUUGAACUUUUAAAUGAGGAACCGGCAAUUUAUACCUGCUCAAUCACCGAUAAAUAAAAGAGGAAGAAGUGAACUCAAAAGUGGAUCGACAAAUUGUACAAGUAUUUUUUUUACCAACAAUAGGAAAAGGAAGUAGAAUUAAGUGAUAAUGGCGUACGACGAUGUAAUAUUACGAAUGGGAGAGUUUGGAAGAUAUCAGAGGAAAAUAUAUCUCCUCCUGUGUCUACCAGCAAUAAUAUGUGCUUUUCACAAGCUAGCCGGUGGUUUCCUCGGAGCUUACAACCCCCACAGAUGUUUACUGCCACAUGAAUUUUCAGAAAAUGCUACAUUUUACAUGAGUCCCGAAGCCCUAAACGCGAGUUACGAGUGGGAUCCCAAAACACAAAAAAUAUUAACGUGUUUCAUACGUGAUAACGUAACGAGACUUUACGGUAAUGAUGAUAAUAAUGAUACGAAUGACGUAACAAGAACAACGGUACCCACGACCUGUCGUGAAUUUGUCUACGACACCAGCAUCUACAAGAGUACAACAACGACCAAUUGGAACUUGGUAUGUGAUAAAGCCUGGCUGACAGCAAUGGGGAACUCAUUGUUCAUGGUAGGAGUGAUGCUUGGCUCAAUGGUAUUCGGUUGUUUGUCCGAUAAAUUUGGACGUAGACCAAUUUUCUUCCUGUCCUUAGUCAUUCAACUGGUAGGUGGUAUUCUCGUAGCAGUUGCACCAGAGUACAUAUCCUACGUCAUCUUCAGACUGAUUGUCGGCUCAACAACGAGCGGUGUUUUCCUAGUAGCCUAUGUAAUCGCACUCGAGAUGGUUGGACCAAAGAAACGUCUCGUUGCUGGUGUUGGAUGUCAACUAUUCUUCACCACCGGCUACAUCAUGACCGGUGGAUUCGCCUACUUCAUCACCGAUUGGAGAAAAUUGCAAAUAGCCCUGACUAUUCCCAGUUUUGCAUUUUUAUUUUACUGGUGGUUUAUCCCAGAGUCAGCCCGAUGGCUGCUGACUAAAGGAAAAGUCGAAGAGGCUAAGGACCUCCUCCAUAAAGCCUCCAAAGAGAAUGGAAUGGAAAUACCUCGUGAUACGAUAGACUGUCUCCUCAAUGACUCAAUUGAGUCGAAAUUAUCAUGCGAACAAGCAUCUCUCUUCGAUCUCUUCCGUUACCCAAAUCUCAGACGAAAAAGCAUUCUACUUUUCUUCAACUGGCUGGUGAACAGUGGAACGUAUUACGGUCUCUCCUGGAAUGCCUCUAACCUCGGUGGCAACGAUUACAUCAAUUUUGUGGUCCUGGGUCUGGUCGAAGUGCCAGCGUACACAUUUCUCAUCUUCACCCUGGAUCGUUGGGGCCGAAAAAUUAUUCUGUGUGGUUGCAUGAUUGUAUCUGGCGUUGCACUUCUACUGACAAUGGCUGUGCCACAAGACAAUACGACAGCUAUCGUUACACUAGCAAUGAUCGGCAAAUUAGCGAUAACUUCAUCGUACGGUGCAAUUUAUAUAUUCACCGCUGAGCAAUUUCCAACAGUUGUUCGUAACGUUGGCCUUGGCGCUUGCUCUACUUUCGCUAGAAUUGGUGGGAUCAUUGCACCUUACAUCAAUCAUUUGGCACUUAUCUGGACGCCCUUUCCCCUAGUUAUCUUCGGUACAAGCGCACUUCUAGGUGGAAUGGCAUCAAUGAUGCUACCCGAGACAUUAGAUAAAAAAUUACCCGAAACAAUUCGAGAUGGUGAAUUAUUUGGAAAAAAAGACACUUGGAAAUCGAAAAAGGAGAAGAAACGUCAGCAAAUCCAACAACUGGAUGUCCAACAAUUGAAUGACGUCGAAUCGAUAAAGCCACUUAAAGCCCUAGAGAAUGGUGUUCACGAUUCAAAGCAGAAUGGAUGACCCAGUGAAAAAAUUCACCCACAAAAUACGAAUUAAUUCUAAUCUCUCAGUAUUUUCUUUUUUUUUGCUACCACGACUCUACCCCCACCUCUCAGUGCUUAUCGCGAGCUAGAUCAGUGAUUAAAAAACAUUAAAACAAGUGCACGAGUCUGUGGAUCGGUAACGAAACCGCUCGACAAAAAAAAAAAAAAAGAAAACAAAAGAAAUGAA